ACGAUCGAUCCGGUCAAUCUCAACGCCAUCCUCAAUAAAUCCCAUACAGAUUGGGCGCCAUCCAAAAGUCGUGCCAGGACCAUGUAUCCACUGGCGCAAGAGGGCUUGCUGAACUCUGAAGGCGAGGCAUGGCACAAGAAUAGGAAGAUGGUCAUGAGGCAUAUCGGAACGAAGAGAGCCAAAGAUGUUCGUCAUUCCGAGGGCGACAUCCAGCUGCUGUUCACUGCCAUAGGUCCUACAGAGCAGGAUGGCUGGACUGGCGUCGUCGACCUUCUUGACCUCUUUCAUCGAUUAUCACUCGACAUGUCCACCACUUUCCUACUGGGCACUUCCGCCGACUCGCAGCUGAACGGCAUGCGCGAGACUAGGCUCAAAGCCGCGAUGGAAGAGUUCGACCUUGUGCCGUCCAAGCGAAGCAAAGCAAAGAUGAGCUACGGAGUAGCAUAUGAAACCGUACGCAACCACUUCUCUCGGCGCUCGAAGCUCGGCUCGAAGUACUGGAUGGCGGAUGGUCUGAGGUACCGCAAGGCGUGCGCGACUCUCAACAAGUUCGCGGACGAUCUGAUUGCGCGCGCGAUAGAUAGACGCAAAGGCGUGCCAGAGGGAGUCGACGUGGCUGAGUUUGGUCUAGUCGAUAGCCUCGUCAAGGACAUUGGCGAUCCGAUCCAAAUUCGAAACCUUGUGAUGGACUUGUUCAUUGCUGGUCAGAACAUGACCGGGACCAUGGCGGCUUGGGUCUUCGCGCAGCUGGAGGCACACCCGGAUAUCUUUCAACGAGUCCGAGCAGAGGUUCUCGAAAAGUUCGGCCCGGAAGAAGCUCCACUUGCUCCCCUGACUUGGGACAAUCUUCGCUCUUGCACGACCAUGCAGCAUGUCAUCCUCGAGACCCUGCGAAUGUAUCCUCUGCUCGCCAAUAUUGGCCGCAAUGCGAAACGGGACACGGUCUUGCCACGCGGCGGUGGUGAAGACGGGAUGCAACCCAUGGCCGUACCCAAAGGCGCCGCAGUAACAGCAAACGUCUACCUCAUGCACCGGCGCGAAGAAGAGUGGGGAGAGGAUGCGUGGGAGUUCCAGCCGGAUCGUUGGAUCGGAAGGAAGAUUUCUGCAGACUAUGCACCGUUUGGGAUGGGUCCAAGGAUCUGUGUUGGUCAGCAAUUGACUAUGACUGAGAUCUCGUACCUGAUGGCGAGGAUGAUGCAGCAUUUCUGUGACAUGAAGGCUCCGGAGGGUCAGAACAAUCUGACCAAGGGCUAUCGCGUGGUUGUAGCGCCGAAGAAUGGUGUCAAGGCCAGGCUGAGGAGGGCU
Messenger RNA from Pseudocercospora fijiensis CIRAD86, 1305 nucleotides. RefSeq lists its product as uncharacterized. NCBI's taxonomy places the organism in Eukaryota, Fungi, Ascomycota, Dothideomycetes, Mycosphaerellales, Mycosphaerellaceae. The transcript has a single exon. Gene Ontology annotation, molecular function: monooxygenase activity; heme binding; iron ion binding. The record is from RefSeq and is a predicted model, not a curated record. The annotation marks the transcript as partial.